GUCCAAGAUGCUGUCCUUGGCAAGUGGGUCAAUGACCCUCAUCGUAUGGACAAACGUCUUUUAUCACUUAUCUUUUUGGCUCAUGCAUCAGAUGUCCUGGAGAAUGCUUUUGCUCCUCUCAACGAUGAUGAUUAUGAGCUAGCAAUGAAGAGAGUGCGAGAGCUGCUUGACUUGGACUUCGAGGCAGAAAGUAUGAAGCCCAACACCAAUGAGACAGUGUGGGCUGUGUUUGCGGCUUUCACAAAGUAGACUAGAGGAGAAUACAUGUUGCAUAACCUUUUUAAAUUUUUGAACGUCGAGCACAAGGAUGGAUAAAUAGAAUUCCAUUUUUAAUUCUUGAAAGAAACAUUAAAGUUAAAAGCGUUCUGUUUGGGGAAAUGGGAAAUAAAAUACUUGAUAUUGAUUGUCAAAAAAUUUCUUUCACUUCAAACAUUGUAUAUAAUGAAAUAAGGUACUUGUAAUAUUAGUAAUUUCAAGUGAAUUUCAAGUGUAAGUUGACAUGCAAAGAUUAAAUAGUUCUUGUCCAUAGGUUCGCCUGUGACUCGUGGAAAUUUCAUUCUCCCCAGCCUUCUGACUCAGGUGAUAAGUUACACAUUAUUUGUGCAAAAUUUCUAGUGCUUCAGAAGUGCAAAACUUCCAAAAUCAACAUGGGUAUUCUCUAUUAGUAGUAUUUAUUCUUGUUACUGCAUUUGUUAUUUUCAGUUUAAUCAUUUCAUUUUGUUAUACAUACAACUUUUAUCUUAUUUUCCAUUGAUUUGUAUAUUUUGUAAUCCAUGUAUGCUAAUGGUUUGUAUAGUAUAUUUGGGUGUACAAUGCCUAAGUGACACAGUUUGAGCAAAUGGCUACAAGUUGUAAUAUAAUUGCUUUGAACAAAAGUUUGCAAAGAUGGUUACUACCCUGUUCACUAGUUCUCCUCGCUGGGAGCCACAAAGGUGCCACUGAAAGAAUUCCUUUAAUAUUCUUGAAUAGUUUUAAGAGAAAUGUAUGGGUGUUGCCGCUAUGGAUUAUUGCUAGACAUGUAUGCAGCACUUUUGUUAUUUGAAUUGAUGCAGAUUUUAUUUAUUAUGCGUGUGCCGGAUAUUGUAGAAAUGAACUGUUUGCAUAUAAAAUAAAUAAAAGGAGAGAUGAUUAUCUUUGUGUCUUUAAAUUUGUUUAGACAUAGAAUAUUCAGACUGCACGUUUGUUUUAAAACAUUUGGGGAAAACACAGAUUAGGAAAAAUGGUUUGGACUGCUAAAUUGCUUUUAGUUUUUAUAAAUUAAGCAAAUCAAAUUUUUUUUAAGCAUUCAUUUGAUUGUUUGCAUCUUCAUGAUUUACAUUUCUUUGUUAUUGAGUAUUGUUUCUUUUUAAUCUUGUCUAGUGAGGAAGGGUCUGAAAUUGCACCUUUUUUCUUGCGUCGAAUACUAAUUUAAUAUAAAAAGGAUUCCUUUAUUUUGAGUAUAAACCUUAAAAGUAUGAUAUAUUUGUAAAGUAACUAUGAUGUACUGCAAUAGUUUUAUGUAAUUUAUGCAACUCUGGAGGUAUUUUUCAGGUAAGGCACCCUAACUGCUAGGCUUUAUAUUAAUUGAGGUGAUAGUUCCGGUACUUGUUCAGAAGCUGGUUUUUGAGCCAGUGAUAGUUGAUUUGCAUUCCCCUUUAAAAUAAAGUUCUGGCCACUCAAACUCUACUUUAAUUGCACUAACAUCUGUUGGGUUGAGAUGGAAGUACAAAAAUUCAUUUGGUAUUCAGGAAACGUAAUUUGUUUUCUCCCUAUCAACUGGGAAAACUAAGUGGUACCUCUUAAUGUUACAUUAAUACAAUUCUUAAAGAGAUAUAAUUGGAUUAUACCGUUACUUCCAGUUGGUGUUCUUAUAUCUUCAAGAAAUUUAAUUUGAAAUUACCUUCACAAUAUAAGCUUAAUGUUGCGGAUACUUCUGAGCAUCCACUCUUUCAUAAUUUCUUCUUGUGUAUUGAUGUAAUUAAUGAUUAAAGAGAUGCUCAUUGCAAAAAUUCAUUGAUAUAUUUGUUCCAUAAUAUGGCAAAGUAAGGAUUAUGUAGUACCAGAAUCCCUCAUUAAAAGAGCCUGAGGAAUAGAUAAGCUAGACAGCUUGAACAGAUGUAACUGCGCCUCAAAUGUAAGUUUUUGAUAUAUUGUGUAUAUAAAUAAAAUAGAUUUCUAUAUCUUGUGUCAGUUUGACAUUUAUCACACCUUGACCGCAAUUCCAAAGUAUUGUUGAAUUUUAAUGCAUUCUCAGUGGUUUUAUUCGUAAGGUUUUUAUCCUUCUCAGGCAGAGGAGAUCAUACAGUUUUUGUGAAAUUCCUUCUCUGUAACUAGAAAAUGUAUAGGAUAUCCAUCUAAAAAAAACUCAGUAGGAUGAUAACAGGAAAGAUGGUUGAAAAGGAAUGUGGUACUUAAGGGAAUGGCCAAAACUGAAAAAUGUAGGGUGUAAAAUUGAGAGAAAUGACCGAUUAAUGUAGUGGAAUUUUUACUUUUGAAUUGUGAAUUACGGUAUUACUUACACACUAGUGCAUUUUUAAACUGAAGAAAAUUUUUUUGGUGCACUUCUGAUUGCAGA
Gryllus bimaculatus (two-spotted cricket) is the source of this 2554-nucleotide messenger RNA. The record is from the annotation of a GenBank genome assembly. NCBI's taxonomy places the organism in Eukaryota, Metazoa, Arthropoda, Insecta, Orthoptera, Gryllidae.